Lates calcarifer (barramundi perch) is the source of this 640-nucleotide messenger RNA. RefSeq names its product cysteine-rich protein 1 (gene crip1). The coding region runs from base 140 to 373 and encodes 77 amino acids. Gene Ontology annotation, molecular function: zinc ion binding. Lineage: Eukaryota; Metazoa; Chordata; Actinopteri; Centropomidae. The record is from RefSeq and is a predicted model, not a curated record. The transcript is spliced from 5 exons. Gene Ontology annotation, biological process: intrinsic apoptotic signaling pathway in response to DNA damage; regulation of gene expression.
GACGGAGCGCACAUCUGCACUUCAGAGCGAGGCGUGGUCAGAGCUGACAGCAGGUAGACCAGUCAGUGCAGCUACAGUCACACUUCAUCUGCAGGAUACUCUACUUUAUCUCCGGCACAUCAACACUAGAUCCGACAAAAUGCCAAAGUGUCCAAAGUGCCAGAAGGAAGUUUACUUCGCUGAGAGGGUGACGUCGCUGGGUAAGGACUGGCACAGGCCCUGUCUGAAGUGUGAGAAGUGCAACAAGACGCUGUCACCAGGCUCACACGCAGAGCAUGAAGGAAAACCAUACUGUAACAACCCCUGCUAUGGUGCACUGUUUGGACCUAAAGGAUUUGGGCGUGGUGGAACCGAGAGCCACUCAUAUAAAUAGACAGGUUCAGGUUUCGCAGUAAAAAAAAAAAAAAUGUUGCUUGGAAACUAGAUGGAAGAAACCAGCAUGCUCGGGACAACUCCCAAUAAAAACCAGCAAACAAACUGUGCUCUGAUUCAGAAGAUGCAUUUUGAGUGCGUGUGUUUUUAUUACAUGUUUUUUUUUUUUUUUUUUUUGAUCUCUUGUUUUCUGAAGGUGAUUGUGUAUUCCCAUGAUGCAGCAAUGAAGUGGUUGUGGACAUUCUGAUUAAACACUUUUUAAAAUUUG